AUGUCUGUGGCCCUGGGGAAAGUGUCAUUGUUGAAACCUGAGAUACACCUCGCUCAAGCAGUCUCCGAGUUCGAGGCCGACCUCUCGACCGAGAAAAAAGCCACAUUCCGCACACUUAAGUCGCAAUCACAUUCAAGCACACCUGACCCAAGCGAUGUCAUGCGACUAACAGCCGAGAUGGACCGCUCUAUAUCGACUAAAUACGGCAGUCGAUGUUUUGGGCCUCGCUUUACCAACUUUCUUCAGGUUGUCCAGUAG
Molecule: messenger RNA, 258 nt
Organism: Bipolaris sorokiniana ND90Pr
Lineage: Eukaryota; Fungi; Ascomycota; Dothideomycetes; Pleosporales; Pleosporaceae
Exons: 1
Coding region: 1-258 (85 amino acids)
Source: RefSeq, a predicted model, not a curated record